AAACAGCCAGACUUCCCCAGUUUCAGGAAAUUCCAAGCUGGGCAGAGGGAGGGGCCAGGCUUGGGGGUGCGCCCUGUCCAUCCCCCACCCCCUCUGCGAGUUCUAGUCCCAGCCUCUUCCCGCCCCACACUCAGGACACAGGGGCCUCCGCGUUUCCACCACUGCUUUCUAGUCUCGUGAAACCUACAGGCAAAUUUUGGAGAAGAAGGGCUGGACGAGGCCUGUGUCUCAACCCUGUCUGCUGGGGACAGCGAACUGAACUGAGCUGGACUGAGCAGCGACUCUGCGUCUGCUUGGGCUCCUACCAUGGCCCCCGAGAGGGGCUGACACCUUAGUUGGGUGCAGGUGAGAUCCGCCCCGGAGGAAGAAGGAAGAAGGCGAAGGCAGGGCACUAGGAGGCGGAGGCGGACUCUGAGCCAGGGGGAGAGGGGUCCCAGUUGGAGCCCGAGUCGAGGGAGUGCGCGGAGCCGGCUGGGGAGGACCGCGAGUGACUGUUAAAACAAAAGUACAAGGUCAUCAGAGUCCCUCCCAGAAGUUCCACAGAAAACAGCCAAGUUCCAGGAUACGGACAGAGAUGCCAGUGCUGAAGCAGCUGGGCCCCACGCAGCCCAAGAAGCGGCCCGAUCGAGGCGUCCUGUCCAUUUCGGCGCCGCUCGGCGACUUUCGGCACACGCUGCACGUGGGGCGCGGCGGCGACGCCUUCGGGGAUACCUCGUUCCUGAGCCGCCACGGCGGCGGGCCGCCCCCAGAGCCCUGGACGCCCCCGGCCGGCGCCCCGCGCACAGCACCGCCGCCCGCUGUCCCACAGCCCCCGGCGCCUGCUCUCCGGGCGCCCGCGCCCGCGGACCCGCUGCUGUCCUUCCACCUGGAUUUGGGCCCCUCCAUGCUGGAUGCGGUACUGGGCGUCAUGGACGCAGCGGGCCCAGUGGCUGCGGCCGCCAAGCCUGACGCGGACCCCGGCACAGGGACUCAGCACCCCAGGGCCCGCUACGGCCCCAACGCGGACCUCGAGCUGGACGACAUCAUCGGCCUUUAGGCGCUCCCAAUCCUUGCACCCCGGCGCUGUAUACAUAAAUGGCCAAGGCCCGUA
Messenger RNA from Microcebus murinus (gray mouse lemur), 1090 nucleotides. RefSeq names its product CDC42 effector protein 5 (gene CDC42EP5). The record is from RefSeq and is a predicted model, not a curated record. Gene Ontology annotation, biological process: Rho protein signal transduction; positive regulation of actin filament polymerization; positive regulation of pseudopodium assembly. Gene Ontology annotation, molecular function: small GTPase binding. NCBI's taxonomy places the organism in Eukaryota, Metazoa, Chordata, Mammalia, Primates, Cheirogaleidae. Gene Ontology annotation, cellular component: cytoplasm; cytoskeleton; plasma membrane.